AGCUCAUCUCAGCUAGCUUGUCUUCUUUACAGAUGCUUAUUCACCGCUGUCAACCCGCUCGUUCUUCACCGACCUUUAAAAAAUGUAGUUUACGGUUAAAUAUCUGUCUUUAACAUUACAGCGAACGAUAUCUGUGAGAGUCAGAUGCAUCAGAAGUCAUAAGGUGGACCUGCUCCAUCUCCAAAACAGCAUGAUGCUGCCAAAAUAGUGAAAUGCUCAUCAGUGGAGGAUUUUUCAUAGACAUUAACGCCCAUUAAAUGCUUCUUUUCACUCGCGGUUCCUGUGCUUUCACCUAGUAAGUCUCCUAGUAAGCAACACUCAGUAGUGUCCCAUUAAUAAUGCUGUUCUCUCUGCGAGAGCUGGUGCAAUGGCUGGGCUUCGCAACAUUCGAGCUGUUCCUCCACUUGGGCGCGCUGCUGGUCUUCAGCGUGCUGGUGGCCAUACACAUGGACGUGGACAAGCAGACUCUUGAGAUGAGCUGGUGGCUCGUCUUCUCACCCUUGUUUGCUGCCGACGGCCUCAGCACGUACUUCACAGCCAUCGUCUCCAUACGCCUCUAUCAAGAAGGAGAGAAGCGGCUGGCCGUGCUGCGCUUGCUGUGGGUGCUGACUGUGCUCAGCCUCAAGCUGGUGUGCGAGGUGCUGCUGUGCCAGAAACUGGCCGAACAGAACCAGGCACCGAAUGAUUUGUGGUUUGGGCUUAUCGUUUCCCCACUUUUCAUCCUUCUGCAGCUGCUCAUGAUUCGUGCUUGUCGCGUCAAUUAAAGGACAAACCAUCUGCACGCAUGCCAGUGGACUGGUGCGAAUGAAAAGGACUCCUGCAGGAGGAGUCGGUCGUUGUAAACUGCAAAAUCAUUGUAAACGUUAUUUUAAUUAUUAUUAUUAUUAUUAUUAUUAGUUUUUUUUUUUUGUAUUCAAAUGGUUCAAGCAUGUGAACAUGGCAUCAUAAACAAUGCUUCAAAUAAUGUGCAAUUUUGAUUAUUAUUGUCCUUAAGUGCUAUGAGAGAUUGGUCUGGGGUUUUUUCUGAAUCCUGUCCAUGUUGCGUUAUCUGUGUUAAUGUUUUAUUGUUGUUUGUACAGUUGUAAAUAAACCAUCAACAUUCA
Puntigrus tetrazona (Sumatra barb) is the source of this 1103-nucleotide messenger RNA. It is a transcript of the gene tmem203, whose product is annotated as transmembrane protein 203. The transcript is spliced from 2 exons. The coding region runs from base 339 to 764 and encodes 141 amino acids. Gene Ontology annotation, cellular component: endoplasmic reticulum. Lineage: Eukaryota; Metazoa; Chordata; Actinopteri; Cypriniformes; Cyprinidae. Gene Ontology annotation, biological process: intracellular calcium ion homeostasis. The record is from RefSeq and is a predicted model, not a curated record.